This is a messenger RNA of Drosophila eugracilis, 933 nucleotides long. It is a transcript of the gene Zip42C.2, whose product is annotated as zinc transporter ZIP1. Gene Ontology annotation, biological process: zinc ion transmembrane transport. The record is from RefSeq and is a predicted model, not a curated record. Gene Ontology annotation, molecular function: zinc ion transmembrane transporter activity. The coding region runs from base 1 to 933 and encodes 310 amino acids. NCBI's taxonomy places the organism in Eukaryota, Metazoa, Arthropoda, Insecta, Diptera, Drosophilidae. Gene Ontology annotation, cellular component: plasma membrane. The transcript is spliced from 2 exons.
AUGGCAGACCAACACUUGAUUGUGGCCAAAAUCGUGUCCAUUGUGGUGUUGCUGCUGGUGACCCUGAUCUUCUGCUUUAUUCCCUACCUCCUGGAUCGUUUUUACCACUGGACGAAGCGACCCGAGAGCAAUGCCCGGGAGUUCAAAGUGGUGCUAUGUCUGCUCAACUUUGGCGGUGGUGUGCUCAUAGCCACCACCUUUAUCCAUAUGCUGCCGGAAGUGGUUGAAGUGGUGAAUGCUCUCCAAGAUUGUCGGAUGUUGGUGCCCACUCCCUUCGGUCUGCCGGAGGUUCUGCUCUGUACCGGCUUCUAUCUGAUGUACUGCAUCGAGGAAAUCAUGCAUUUCCUGGUGCGUCGGCGACAGCAGAAGAAGCUUCGAGAAGUGGUGACAAUCAAGGAGGCGGGCGAGGAUUUAGAGGCAGAGGUUGUAGUCCAACCGGUAGAAACGCCCAACGAGCCGAACUGGCUGCGUGGCCUGGGAAUCAUAGUGGCCCUUUCCCUGCACGAACUCUUUGGCGGAAUGGCCAUUGGCCUGGAGAUGAGUGUGAGCACGGUGUGGUUUAUGACCGGAGCUAUCGCUGUCCACAAACUCGUCCUGGCCUUCUGCAUAGGAAUGGAGAUCAUGAUGGCUCACACCCGGUGGGUGAUAGCCGUCAUUUACCUACUGGUCUUCUCCAUAGUAACCCCCAUUGGCGUGGGUAUCGGCAUUGCCGUCAGCGAAUCAGCUUCGGCUAAUCAGCCUAGCACGGUCUCUGGAAUUCUGCAGGGUCUCGCCUGCGGAACUCUGAUCUAUGUGGUAUUUUUUGAAAUUGUGGCCAAAAACCAUGCUGGCAUUCGGGUCCUACUCUCGUCGAUGGUGGGAUUUGUCCUGAUGUUUGGUCUCCAGAUAGCAAUUGGUGAGGCGAAGGGCAAGAGUCAUUUCACAUGCCUUUAG